Messenger RNA from Arabis nemorensis, 744 nucleotides. The record is from the annotation of a GenBank genome assembly. Lineage: Eukaryota; Viridiplantae; Streptophyta; Magnoliopsida; Brassicales; Brassicaceae.
AUGGCCAACUCUCGGCUAGCUCUAGCUCCUCUCCUCCUCAUCGCGGCCAUGCUUCUCUCAACCGAGACAAUGGCUCAGCCGACAGCCCCUGCUCCGGGCCCGGCUGGUCCCAUCAACCUCACACAGAUCCUCGAAAAAGGUGGUCAAUUCACUACUUUCAUGCAUCUGUUGAACAUCACUCAAGUCGGUAACCAAGUCAACAUUCAGGUCAACAGUUCAUCCGAAGGCAUGACCGUGUUCGCGCCAACGGAUAACGCUUUUCAAAACCUUAAACCCGGAACCCUAAACAAGUUAAGCUCAGACGAACAAGUCAAACUCAUUCUCUACCACAUUAGUCCCAAAUUCUACACUUUGGACGAUCUUCUUUCCGUGAGUAACCCCGUUAGGACUCAAGCUUCUGGCCGAGACAACGGUGUUUACGGGCUUAACUUCACUGGUCAAGCGAACCAAGUCAAUGUCUCAACCGGUUACGUGGAGACACGUAUCAGCAAUGCGUUGAGAGAACAACGUCCUCUCGCAGUUUAUGUUGUUGACAUGGUUUUGUUGCCCGGUGAGAUGUUCGGAGAGCACAAGCUUUCGCCAGUUGCUCCUGCCCCGAAAUCACCGUCUACUGGAGUUUCCGAUGACUCCAACUCCACUAAAAAGGCUGCGUCCCCGUCGGACAAGUCAGGCGCCGGUGAGAGGAAAGUUGGACUAGGGUUUGGUCUUGGACUUGUUGUCAUGUGUUUGAAAUUUCUCUUUUGA